Messenger RNA from Macaca mulatta (Rhesus monkey), 5633 nucleotides. Lineage: Eukaryota; Metazoa; Chordata; Mammalia; Primates; Cercopithecidae. The record is from RefSeq and is a predicted model, not a curated record.
CACUUCCGGCUCCAGCCUCCCAACCGGCCUCCGUCGCUCUCCACUUCCCUCUUCUCAGCUCUCUUCCCUUGCCCCUACUGUCUCCUUUAACAGUCACGUGAGGGAUGCGCGCGGGGGCAGCUGGGAGUAGUACUGCCGGUUGGUCAGCGUUCGGCCUCAACAUGGCGGUUCCGGCCGGGCAGUGACCAAGGUUUUGCCGUCCGAAGGACUAAGUGGUGACUCUCGGCGUCUCCACCUAUCGGGGUGGAAUGCGAGCACGCGGAGACGAGCGCUGAGGAUCGGCGGUGACGGGAAGGGGGGGUUCAGUGGAUUGUGCCCCAGAAACCGAAGCGGCGGCGCCUGUUCCUUCUACUUGUCUCUAGGCUCCAGUGCGUUCGGGGCCCCGCCCGGCCGGGCCAGGCCGGCGGGCGGCGGCGGUAGCUGCUGCAGCCGCAGGAUCACCUCUCAGGGUGGGCCGGAGGGCCGGCGCCGCCGCUGCCUCUGCCGCGGCGAUGGCCCAGUGUGUACAAUCAGUGCAGGAGCUAAUCCCGGACUCCUUCGUCCCCUGUGUCGCUGCGCUGUGCAGCGACGAAGCCGAGCGGCUCACUCGUCUCAAUCACCUCAGCUUCGCGGAGCUGCUUAAGCCCUUCUCCCGCCUCACUUCCGAGGUUCAUAUGAGAGAUCCUAAUAAUCAACUUCACGUAAUUAAAAAUUUGAAGAUAGCAGUAAGCAACAUUGUCACCCAGCCACCUCAGCCUGGAGCCAUCCGGAAGCUUUUGAAUGAUGUUGUUUCUGGCAGUCAACCUGCAGAAGGAUUAGUAGCUAAUGUGAUUACAGCAGGAGAUUAUGACCUUAACAUCAGUGCCACUACUCCAUGGUUUGAGUCUUACAGAGAAACCUUUCUUCAGUCGAUGCCAGCAUCGGAUCAUGAAUUUCUGAACCACUAUUUAGCAUGUAUGUUGGUAGCGUCAUCUAGUGAAGCUGAACCUGUGGAACAGUUUUCAAAGUUGUCACAAGAACAGCAUCGAAUUCAGCACAACAGUGAUUAUUCCUACCCCAAGUGGUUUAUACCAAAUACACUUAAAUAUUAUGUACUUUUACAUGAUGUAAGUGCAGGAAAUGAACAAAGAGCUGAAUCAAUUUAUGAAGAAAUGAAACAGAAAUAUGGAACUCAGGGUUGCUAUUUACUUAAAAUUAAUUCUCGAACGUCUAAUCGAGCAUCAGAUGAACAGAUACCAGAUCCUUGGAGUCAGUAUCUCCAGAAAAAUAGUAUUCAAAACCAGGAAUCAUAUGAAGAUGGCCCUUGUACUAUGACUUCAAAUAAGAAUUCUGAUAAUAACUUGCUUUCAUUGGAUGGAUUAGAUAACGAAGUCAAAGUAGAUGGCUUACCAAAUAACUUUAGAGCUCACCCACUUCAGUUGGACCAAUCCAGUGACCCUUCUAACAGUAUUGAUGGCCCAGAUCAUGUAAGAUCUGCUUCAUCGUUACAUGAAACAAAGAAAGGAAAUAUUGGAAUAAUUCAUGGUGCAUGUUUAACACUUACUGAUCAUGAUAGAAUUCGACAGUUUAUACAAGAGUUCACAUUUCGGGGCCUUUUGCCACAUAUAGAGAAAACAAUUAGGCAAUUAAACGAUCAGCUAAUAUCAAGAAAAGGUUUGAGUCGAUCUCUAUUUUCUGCAACUAAAAAAUGGUUUAGUGGCAGUAAAGUUCCAGAAAAGAGCAUUAAUGAGCUGAAAAAUACAUCUGGCUUGCUGUAUCCCCCAGAAGCACCAGAACUUCAAAUCAGGAAAAUGGCUGACUUAUGUUUUUUGGUGCAGCAUUAUGAUUUGGCUUACAGUUGCUAUCAUACUGCAAAGAAAGAUUUUCUUAAUGAUCAAGCAAUGCUUUAUGCAGCUGGUGCCUUGGAAAUGGCAGCAGUGUCCGCUUUUCUUCAACCAGGAGCACCUAGGCCAUAUCCUGCUCAUUACAUGGAUACAGCAAUUCAGACAUACAGGGAUAUCUGCAAGAAUAUGGUGUUGGCAGAAAGAUGUGUGUUGCUUAGUGCUGAACUUUUAAAAAGCCAAAGCAAAUAUUCAGAGGCUGCAGCUCUCCUAAUACGGUUGACCAGUGAGCAGAACACAUGGAAGGGCAUGGAUUCUGAUCUUCGAAGUGCACUUCUUUUGGAACAGGCGGCACAUUGCUUUAUAAACAUGAAAAGUCCCAUGGUUAGAAAAUAUGCAUUUCAUAUGAUAUUGGCAGGCCAUCGAUUUAGUAAAGCAGGGCAGAAAAAGCAUGCUUUACGCUGUUAUUGUCAAGCCAUGCAAGUUUAUAAAGGAAAAGGCUGGUCUCUUGCAGAGGAUCACAUUAACUUCACUAUUGGGCGCCAGUCCUAUACUCUUAGACAACUGGACAAUGCUGUGUCUGCUUUUAGGCAUAUUUUAAUCAAUGAAAGUAAACAAUCUGCUGCUCAACAAGGGGCUUUCCUCAGAGAAUAUCUUUAUGUUUACAAGAAUGUAAGUCAGCUGUCACCAGAUGGUCCUUUGCCACAGCUUCCUUUACCAUAUAUUAACAGUUCAGCAACACGGGUUUUUUUUGGCCAUGACAGACGACCAGCAGAUGGUGAAAAACAAGCAGCUACUCAUGUAAGUCUUGAUCAAGAAUAUGAUUCUGAAUCCUCUCAGCAGUGGCGAGAACUUGAGGAACAAGUUGUUUCUGUGGUUAACAAAGGAGUAAUUCCAUCCAAUUUUCAUCCCACACAAUACUGUUUGAACAGUUACUCAGAUAAUUCAAGAUUUCCACUUGCUGUUGUAGAAGAACCAAUUACAGUGGAAGUGGCUUUUAGAAACCCUUUGAAAGUUCCACUUUUGUUGACUGAUUUGUCAUUACUUUGGAAGUUUCAUCCUAAAGAUUUCAGUGAAAAGGAUAAUGAAGAAGUUAAACAACUAGUUACAAGUGAACCUGAAAUGAUUGGAACUGAAGUUAUUUCAGAGUUCUUAAUUAAUGGCGAAGAAUCAAAAGUGGCAAGACUAAAGCUCUUUCCCCAUCACAUAGGGGAGCUGCAUAUUCUGGGAGUUGUUUAUAAUCUUGGCACUAUUCAGGGCUCUAUGACAGUAGAUGGCAUUGGUGCUCUUCCCGGAUGUCACACAGGAAAAUAUUCCUUGAGUAUGUCAGUCCGAGGGAAGCAGGAUUUAGAAAUUCAAGGUCCUCGACUUAACAACACAAAAGAAGAGAAAACAUCUGUUAAAUAUGGUCCUGAUCGACGUUUAGAUCCCAUAAUCACAGAAGAAAUGCCACUGUUAGAGGUGUUCUUUAUACAUUUUCCUACAGGGCUCCUCUGUGGAGAAAUCCGAAAAGCAUAUGUAGAAUUUGUCAAUGUCAGCAAAUGUCCACUUACUGGAUUGAAGGUUGUUUCUAAACGUCCAGAGUUCUUUACUUUCGGUGGUAAUACUGCUGUUCUAACACCACUGAGUCCCUCAGCUUCUGAAAAUUGUAGUGCUUACAAGACUGUUGUGACAGAUGCUACCUCUGUGUGUACAGCACUCAUAUCAUCAGCUUCUUCUGUAGACUUUGGCAUUGGCACAGGAAGUCAACCAGAGGUGAUUCCUGUUCCCCUUCCUGACACUGUUCUUCUACCUGGAGCCUCAGUGCAGCUGCCGAUGUGGUUACGUGGGCCUGAUGAAGAAGGUGUCCAUGAAAUUAACUUUUUGUUUUACUAUGAAAGUGUCAAAAGGCAGCCAAAAAUACGGCACAGAAUAUUAAGACACACUGCGAUUAUUUGUACCAGUCGGUCUUUAAAUGUACGGGCCACUGUCUGCAGAAGUAAUUCUCUUGAAAAUGAAGAAGGCAGAGGAGGCAAUAUGCUAGUCUUUGUGGAUGUGGAAAAUACCAAUACUAGUGAAGCAGGUGUUAAGGAAUUCCAUAUAGUGCAAGUAUCAAGUAGUAGCAAACACUGGAAGUUACAGAAAUCUGUAAAUCUUUCUGAAAACAAAGAUGCCAAACUUGCCAGUAGGGAGAAGGGAAAGUUUUGCUUUAAGGCAAUCAGAUGUGAGAAAAAAGAAGCGGCCACACAGUCCUCUGAAAAAUAUACCUUUGCAGAUAUCAUCUUUGGAAAUGAACAGAUAAUAAGUUCAGCAAGCCCGUGUGCAGACUUCUUUUAUCGAAGUUUAUCUUCUGAAUUGAAAAAACCACAAGCUCACUUGCCUGUGCAUACAGAAAAACAGUCAACAGAGGAUGCUGUGAGAUUGAUUCAAAAAUGCAGUGAGGUGGAUUUGAAUAUUGUCAUAUUAUGGAAGGCAUAUGUUGUGGAAGAUAGUAAACAGCUUAUUUUGGAAGGUCAACAUCAUGUUAUUCUUCGCACUAUAGGAAAAGAAGCCUUUUCAUAUCCUCAGAAACAGGAACCACCAGAAAUGGAACUAUUGAAAUUUUUCAGGCCAGAAAACACUACAGUUUCCUCAAGACCAUCAGUAGAGCAGCUUUCUAGUCUCAUUAAAACGAGUCUUCAUUACCCAGAAUCAUUUAAUCAUCCAUUUCAUCAAAAAAGCCUUUGUUUAGUACCAGUCACCCUUUUGCUUUCCAAUUGUUCUAAGGCUGAUGUAGAUGUCAUAGUUGAUCUUCGGCAUAAAACAACAAGUCCAGAAGCACUGGAAAUCCAUGGGUCAUUCACGUGGCUUGGACAAACACAAUAUAAACUUCAACUUAAAAGCCAGGAGAUUCAUAGUCUGCAGCUGAAAGCGUGCUUUGUUCAUACAGGUGUUUAUAACCUUGGAACUCCUAGGGUAUUUGCCAAGUUAUCGGACCAAGUUACAGUGUUUGAAACAAGUCAGCAGAAUUCCAUGCCUGCCCUGAUCAUCAUCAAUAAUGUGUGACAACUUGGACAUUUGUACUGAAAUCCACGAUAAUCAGUUUGUGCUGGAUGGGCUUUACAGCAGUAUUUGAUAUACCUAACUUGUUAUGGAGGUUGAUUGAUAUCUUAUCCCUGCAAAAUACUUUGACUUGUCAUUUUGUUUAUGAUGCAAAGCACGUUGGACUGAGAAUACUUAUAUUCUUUUUCUGUAUUUCUUUAAACCCUGAGAAUAAUUUACAUGCUCAUAAUACAGGAUUUCAACAUAUCUGUGCACCUUAUUAAGCCCCAUCUUAAGAAAACACAAAGUCUAAGUCUGCUGUUACAACUUGUCAGUGGCAUAUGAAUAUUAGGAGAUGAUUCUGAGAAAGGAAAGGCGUUGGCAGUACUCCUGUUAAGCCAUUAGUCUCUAAAUUCCAGCUUUACUGUGAAGUUCUAUAGAGUGUUAAAUACAAAUUUUCCUGUCUUGCUUCACACAGUUCCUUAAAAUCAGUUUUGAACUUUGGUCAUAGAGUCUUCAUAUUUCAGUAUCUGGUGGUCCCUAUGGCUUAUACAUAACUUUGUAAAAAGAAAAAAAAUUUUUUUCUGAUGCUUUGAAUAUAGUUUUGAAAGGAGUUUUGACUUUUUUCCCCCUCAUUCAUCUCAGUAGAGUGUACUAUUUCACAAUACAAUUUUUGUCAUUAAAAUUAUCAUAUUCUUUAUUAUAUAACGUUAACAAUUGAGUUGAUCUGUUUAAAAUAUAAAUCUCAAGUUAAUUAAAAAUAAGCUUUUCAAAAAUGUAUUAUAUUUAUAACAAAUGUACUGUAAAUAGAAUAAAGACAUGCUAUUCACUGUA